This is a messenger RNA of Thecamonas trahens ATCC 50062, 1430 nucleotides long. RefSeq lists its product as uncharacterized. The transcript has a single exon. The coding region runs from base 168 to 1430 and encodes 420 amino acids. The record is from RefSeq and is a predicted model, not a curated record. NCBI's taxonomy places the organism in Eukaryota, Apusomonadida, Apusomonadidae. Gene Ontology annotation, molecular function: monooxygenase activity; FAD binding.
CCGGAGGUUGGCGGCGGGUGGUGGUUUGUGGGAGUGUGCGGAGUGCGUCGGGCAAGACAAGCCGGAAGGCGCGCAAGGAGAGCAGGCAGAGCCGGCGGAGCCGAGGAGGAGCAGCGCGCGGGGAGGAGACAGGACAGAGUGUGGCGGAGCAGGCGGCAGGCGCACGGAUGGUGGGCGUGGCAGGUGGCGGCGUGGCGGGUCUGGCGACGGCACUGGCGCUGGCUGCGCGCGGUGGGGAGGCCAUGGUCCUCGAUGCCGCGCCGCACUCGAGCUACGGCUCCGAGUACGCCGGAGUCGGUACGGUGCUGAGCCAUGGGGCGGUGGCGCAACUGGAGGCUCUGGGAGUGCCGGAUGUGGACAAGCAGGGUGUGGCGCUGGAUCGGAUGGUGGUGUACCGCAAGGGAUCAGUGCUGGCGGAGCUCGAUUACCACGCGGCUGCUGUGAGGCUCGGACUGCCUGCGGGCGCCCCGGUGCUCGGCGUUUCAUCACGGGUCCUCCAUGAGGUGAUGUGGAACGCGGCGGUGGCGCGCAAAAUUCCAAUUGUGCACGAGGCCACGUUUGGGGCGAUUGAUCCCAUCUCAGAGUCAGAGGCGCUGCUGGCUCGGAUCGACCGCGGCAAGGGCGCCGCAGCGCAGACCUCGCAGGCCAUUCUGCAAGCUGUGGUGGGCGCCGACGGAGUUGGGUCCAAGACGCGUGAGCUGGCGUUUGCCGACAAGGAGGCGAGCGGUGAAAAGAUUCUGUACGGCGGGUGGGGCUACUGGCACACCAUUGUGGAUGUGCCGGAGGCUGCGGGCAUCGACAUGAGCGCACUGAGCCAUGUGAUCGACAACGGGCGGGCGGUGCGGAUUGUGCCAGUCUCGCCGACCAAGGCGUACGUCAUGUUUACCUUUGCGGCCAAAUCGCCCAAGCCGCCGCCGCUCUCGCACGAGGUGCGGCGGAAGCAGCUCCUGGCAGCAUACGAGGAUUUUGAGGCACCGCAGGUGCGGGCAGUGCUCGACGAGCUGGAUGCGAGCAAGUCGGAGUUUAUUCAAAUGCGGUAUCCACCGCAUGUGGCGCUCGAGACGUACACAUCGCCGACGCGGGCGCCUGUGGCCCUGGUUGGCUCUGCCGCGCACGCCAUGCUUCCGGUCUUUGGUCUCGGCACGUCGCUGGCAAUCGACGACGGCGUCUCGAUUGGCGCGGCACUUUGCGACAGCGACAGCGCGACGGCCGCGCUGAGGACAUGGUCGCAGCAGCGGCAUGACUACAUCCGCGAGCUCCAGGCCCUUGCUCUCAACGUCUCGUCGCAGAUCCACUCGACCGCCGACAAGGGCUGGCUCCAGACCAAGAUGAUGAGCUUUGUCCUGCAGCGCUCGCUCUCUGGUAGCGUCCUCACCGAUGCGUAUGAUCGGUUCCAUCGGUUUGGCGCAGCCGUGGUUGGCGAGCGUUAG